UUGAGCUAAACAGCAAAAACUGUUUCGCACAAGACAAUAAUAAAGAGGUUGUCAUGGUAACAGUUGGCACGCUAUUUAACACUCAGAAAUGUCUCUAGACAGCGAAAUUAAAUUUCCACCCCAAACACAUCCACAGAAAAAGAGUACACAAACUUACUGUGUCCAAUCAUCAGAGGAAGAGAAAGAUGUGGAAAAUGCUGAGGCUCAGUCUGUACAGCUUGCAGCAAAAAAGUUGUCCUGGAUGGAUACUAGUUACAUUUAUGUUAGCUCAGAGAGAAAGCCACUACUCCUAAUUCAGUUGGAAAGUUAUUUGAACAAUGAACUACAAACUAUCAGCUUUCACCAGCCAAAAUUUCAAGAACUAAAAUUACAGGUCUACCGCAACAUCUUUGGACAUUUGAUUAAAGAGUUCAAAACCUACCAAUCCCUUUUGUCUGCAAUCAAAAAGGAAUAUGAAAACACUUUAGAGUGUCAGCAGGAUCAAAUCCAAAAACUGGAACCACUGCAGUCCCGCCUGAGGCUGGUAACAGAAGAAUGUGAUAGGAAGAUUCAAGAUCGCUUGGAAGAAGAGCAAGCAGUGAUUGGAGCCUUAAAACGGGAGAAUCAGCAACUGCAAAAGGAUCUUGAGGCUAUGAGGGCUAAAGAAAAAGCUAUGCAGAGAGUGGUGGACCAACUGCAGGCUGAAGUCUCCAACCAAUAUCUGCAGUACAGAGAGGAGCGUGAUGCUCGUAAGCUGCUGAUGUGGCAGCUCAAUGAUCUAACAGGAGACUCUGUAAAGAAGGAGGAUCCUGCAGAAAUUAAUACAGAAGAGAAUAAAGACACUUUGGAGCUUCAGCUCACACUGAAGAUGUGUCGGAAAGACCUGACCAAAGCCCAGGAGGAGCUGGUCAAAAUGAAGAUGGAUCAUUGGGAUAUGGUGCCAAGAUGCAAGUGGGACACCCUGACUCAAACACACACACAGACCCUCCUGCAGCUGAAGACGCUCCAGGGCGACUUUGAUCAACUGAAGAGUGAGUAUGACACUCUGCUAGAGCUCCACACAAGAGGCAAAAUAAAGAAUGGAGUACAAGACCCCAUCCGUGUGCAGGUUGGAACUGAGGAAGGGAAACCCACGGAGUACAACCAAGAAAAUAGACAGGCUGAUGGCCUCAACUGAGAGCAAACCAGACAGCAAUGACAUCUUCUCUAAGAGACUUGACACCCCUCUGCAAACCAGCAGUCUAUCUGUGUCUUUUCAGGCUGGUUUUGGUGUUAUGCAGUUCAUGUGAGCUGAUCCUUAACUUGCACCUGGAGCCACUGUUAGACUUUAACUUUCCUUCUGAGAAAUCAUUUAAUUGCAUAUAAGAGGUAUUGUGAACAGUUCUCUUGUUGAAUAAA
This is a messenger RNA of Cheilinus undulatus (humphead wrasse), 1377 nucleotides long. It is a transcript of the gene tsnaxip1, whose product is annotated as translin-associated factor X interacting protein 1. The record is from RefSeq and is a predicted model, not a curated record. The coding region runs from base 89 to 1156 and encodes 355 amino acids. Lineage: Eukaryota; Metazoa; Chordata; Actinopteri; Labriformes; Labridae. Gene Ontology annotation, cellular component: cytoplasm. The transcript is spliced from 9 exons.